UGGCUCUUUCAGUUUCACUCAAUCGCGGACUGAUAGGGUGAGCAAGAUGGUAAGAAUGCUGGCUGGUCUGCUCUUGGUGCUUUCAGUGAUGGCAGCUCUUGCUGCGGAUCACGUCGUGAAUCUCACACCCGAGAACUUUAUGGAACUGGUAGGGCAGGAUCGAGGAGCUCUUGUCGAGUUCUUCAUUAACAGUUGUGGAGCUUGUAAGAAGCUUGGACCUGAAUAUGAGAAGGUUGCUUUGGCAUUCAGGAAAGUCAAGAAGACCGUGCUGAUAGCCCAUGUGAAUUGCGAAUACCAUCCUCUAGUGUGUGGGUAUUGUAACAUCAGCAACUACCCAACAAUCGAGUGGUUCCCGAAAGGAUCAAUGACUGCCAAAAUUUAUUCCGGAACUCCAACUAGCAGAGGCCUGAGGAAGUUCGUAAAUGCACAAGCGAAAAACCACAACAAGAAGGAUCUGUAUUGAAUUCCCACAAGUUCAUAAACCCCAAACAAAAAUAUCCGUACUUAUCCUUGAA
Messenger RNA from Selaginella moellendorffii, 515 nucleotides. RefSeq names its product protein disulfide isomerase-like 2-1. Gene Ontology annotation, molecular function: protein disulfide isomerase activity. Gene Ontology annotation, biological process: protein folding. Gene Ontology annotation, cellular component: endoplasmic reticulum. The transcript has 4 exons. The record is from RefSeq and is a predicted model, not a curated record. Bases 47 to 463 code for a protein of 138 amino acids. Lineage: Eukaryota; Viridiplantae; Streptophyta; Lycopodiopsida; Selaginellales; Selaginellaceae.